CCGAAGUCCGGUGCGGCGGGAGGCGGCGGUGGGCGUCAUGGUGCGUUCGCUCAACUCCAUCGUGGCCGUGUGCCAGAACAUGGGCAUCGGGAAGGACGGCAGCCUGCCCUGGCCGCCGCUGAGGAAUGAGUACAAGUACUUCCAGAGAAUGACUAGCACAUCCCAUGUGGAAGGUAAACAGAAUGCCUUGAUAAUGGGUAAAAAAACCUGGUUCUCCAUUCCUGAGAAGAAUCGUCCUUUAAAAGACAGAAUUAAUAUAGUGCUCAGCAGGGAGCUCAAGGAAACCCCAAAAGGAGCUCAUUAUCUUUCCAAAAGUCUGGAUGAUGCUUUAGCUCUUCUGGAUUCACCAGAGUUAAAAAGUAAAGUAGACAUGGUUUGGAUCGUCGGAGGCACUUCAGUUUACAAGGCAGCGAUGGAGAAGCCAAUUAAUCAUCGAUUGUUUGUGACAAGAAUUUUGCAGGAAUUUGAAAGUGACACAUUCUUUCCAGAAAUUGACUACAAAGACUACAAACUUCUCACUGAAUACCCAGGUGUCCCUGCUGAUAUCCAAGAAGAGAAUGGCAUCCAGUACAAAUUUGAAGUGUAUGAAAAAGCUGUCUUGGCACAAUAAAUGAGGCUUUCUGUACUUCUGUGUAAGGGCAGACAUUUUAAAUCAUGAAGUCUUAUAAAGUGCAAAUAUAUAUUAAAUUAUUGAGAGAAAAUGCUGCUUGAUAGUACAAUACCUCAGUAAUGAAUGAUUCAAAAAAACCACACCCUACACUCUGGAUAUAUACCCUGCAGUGGAAAUAUGAAGGUGGUCAGCAGCGUGAAAGAGGUAGCUCUAAGGAAUACCUCAACUAAGGUUGCAUGAAACCUUGUAUUGAUCUUUACAAUGCAUGGCAGCAUCCCUAACAAUUGCAAGAGUAAUGACUGAUGCUAGACUGCGUCAGAACCUUUCUACCUAAACAAAGGUUUUGAGUAUUUCCUGAUUCAAAACAUCCAACGUUGAGAAAGCAUCGAAACUCCUGAGUUUGACUGGGAUAGUAUAUACAUUUGUAACAGCCUUUAAAACAUGGUGGUGUAGAGGAAAAAGUAAGCAAGCAUAAUAAGAGAAAUGGAGUCUGGAAAGUCUGAGGCAGCAGCUGAGGGAUACAUUGACCGCUCAUGGAAGUCCUCUCUUGUCAUCUUAACCAUCCUGGGUACACAGCCUACUUCAAGCCUUUUGGCUGAAAACACUGACUUACAAAUUAAUCUGAUAAAGAAGUUUUAACAUUUCCAUUAACUUCACAGCUGUGUAAAGUCUUGCUGCUCUUACAAAAAGUUGCUAUGUCAGUUUGACCGUGGCCACUUUGCAGUAUAAGAACAUCAACAUCCCUCUCUUAAUAGGAUCAGUGUUUUUAUGUUCCUUCUAAAUGUUAUCAGUGCAGAUGCAGAGUGUUAAUUUGUCAGUGUGGUUUGGAGUAUUCUGUGUGGCAUACAAACAUGGAUUAUAAGCAGA
Molecule: messenger RNA, 1477 nt
Organism: Gavia stellata (red-throated loon)
Lineage: Eukaryota; Metazoa; Chordata; Aves; Gaviiformes; Gaviidae
Gene: DHFR
Product: dihydrofolate reductase
Exons: 6
Coding region: 38-610 (190 amino acids)
Biological process (GO): glycine biosynthetic process; dihydrofolate metabolic process; tetrahydrofolate biosynthetic process
Cellular component (GO): mitochondrion
Molecular function (GO): dihydrofolate reductase activity; NADP binding
Source: RefSeq, a predicted model, not a curated record